This is a messenger RNA of Hevea brasiliensis (rubber tree), 2641 nucleotides long. Its product is annotated as pentatricopeptide repeat-containing protein At1g79080, chloroplastic-like. The transcript has a single exon. The record is from RefSeq and is a predicted model, not a curated record. Gene Ontology annotation, molecular function: protein binding. The coding region runs from base 536 to 2239 and encodes 567 amino acids. NCBI's taxonomy places the organism in Eukaryota, Viridiplantae, Streptophyta, Magnoliopsida, Malpighiales, Euphorbiaceae.
UCGGAUAACAGGGAAGCAAUUACGGAUUGGAAGCGACUGGACUGGACUAAACAAGGAUAGCCCUGCAAAGAUGAAAAGAAAGCUAUUUGAGAAACAAAAUGUUUAACAAAUUCAACGCCCCUCUCUUUCUGGGUCUUACAUUUCCCUGCUUCAACUAUUCUUGGUAGAGAAAAGAAUCGAUCUUUCAUCUAUAAAGCAAGCCACAGUCACUGUAUGUUAACCCUUUUGUCUGUUUAGCUUUACUUUUUCUUGUUUCUUGAUUCAGUUGUAUCUUUAAUGUAUUGCAUAUGUUUUACAUAUCGAUGCCAUUCUUGUGCUUUUUCACAUUUUCUAUGCCCGCUUCAUUCAUCCAUAGCAAUACAACUUCCUUCUCUUACUUAUGCUCACAAUGGAAAGUCAAGUAUUAGGAAAAACCUAGGAUUUUUAAUUCCUCUGCUCUGUCAAUGCAAAACCUGAUAUCUUAUUCAUACAAGAAAUUCGUUAAAUCUAGGACAGUGUAGUUAGGUCUCUCUGGCUUCGUAAUUGUGUUCUGCUCAUGGCAACUUUGGUAAAUUCAGUCUCUCCUUUAACCAACCCAUUCACUGACACUGCAAGAAUAGCUUGCGGAUUCUUUUCCCAUGUACCAAAUCUUCAUUCGUUCUCACUUAACAAAGGAUUUGCUAGGGUUUUAGCAUCUACCCAGAUCACAAUUUCCCCCAAAGACUCUGUCGUCACACUACCCAAUUGGAGAUCCGGUAAGAAUGACCAUAGAAAUAGAGAAACUAGGCUGAAUGAUGCAUUUUUCCAUCUGGAAUGUAUGGUUAAAAAGGGACACAAGCCUGAUGUUGUUCAAGCUACACAGAUGUUGUAUGAUUUGUGUAAGUCAAAUAAGAUGAAGAAGGCGAUAAAAGUGAUGGAAAUGAUGAUUGGGUCUGGUAUUAUUCCUGAUGCUGCUUCUUAUACUUUCUUGGUGAACCAUUUGUGCAAAAGGGGGAACGUUGGGCAUGCAAUGCAAUUAGUGGAGAAAAUGGAAGAAUAUGGCUAUCCAACCAAUACAGUUACCUAUAAUUCGCUUGUUAGAGGGCUUUGCAUGCAUGGAAACUUGAAUAAAAGCUUGCAGAUUCUGGAUAGGCUAAUGCAGAAGGGGUUGGUCCCAAAUGCAUUCACUUAUUCAUCCUUGCUCGAAGCAACUUAUAAGGAAAGAGGGGUGAAUGAAGCAAUGAGGCUUUUAGAUGAGAUUAUAGCCAGGGGUGGGCAGCCUAACUUGGUUAGUUACAAUGUUCUCUUGACUGGGUUGUGCAAGGAAGGUAGGACUGAGGCGGCAAUUCAAUUCUUCAGGGAUUUGCCAUCAAAGGGGUUCAAUCCAAAUGUUGUUAGCUAUAAUAUUAUACUGCGGAGUCUCUGUUACGAGGGACGAUGGGAGGAGGCAAAUGAGCUUCUAGCUGAAAUGGAUGAUGAGGAACGCUCUCCAUCCAUAGUUACCUAUAAUAUACUAAUUGGUUCACUCGCCAUCCAUGGCAGGACAGAACAGGCCCUUCAGAUUGUUGAUGAAAUGAUGAGCGGACCAUUUAAGCCCACUGCUACAAGCUAUAAUCCAAUAAUUGCUCGCCUUUGCGAAGAGGGGAAGGUGGACAUUGUGGUUAAGUGUCUAGACCAAAUGAUUUAUCAUCGCUGUAAUCCAAAUGAGGGAACAUUCAAUGCCAUCGCUGUGCUCUGCAAGCAGGGAAAGGUGCAAGAGGCAUUCUCCUUAAUCCAAAGCUUGGGCAAUAAACAAAAUUCCUCCAUCCAUGAAUUCUACAAAGGUGUGAUCUCCUGCUUGUGUAGAAAGGGGAACACAUAUCCAGCAUUUCAGCUUUUAUAUGAGAUGACGAAGUAUGGAUUUACUCCUGAUUCUUACACUUAUUCAUCUCUAAUUAGGGGGUUGUGCAUUGAAGGAAUGCUGUACGAAGCUAUGGAGAUCUUCAGGUUAUUGGAAGAAAAUCAUUAUAGUCCUGAUGUUGAUAAUUUAAAUGCACUUAUACUAGGGUUUUGUAAAUCUCACAGAACAGAUUUGUCCUUAGAAGUUUUCGAGAUGAUGAUUGAGAAGGGGUACAUGCCUAGUGAAACAACUUAUGCUAUUAUAGUAGAAGGAAUUAUCCAUGAAGAGAAAAAGGGGUUGGCAGCAGAAGUUUUAAGAGAGUUGCAUCGGAGACAAGUCAUGAGUCAAAAUACAGUUGAAAGACUUUGUAUGCAAUAUGACCUUGAAGGUGUACCAGUAUAAAACCAUGUGCGCUAGCCAGAAUACAAAGAAUAACCACAAUAACCCUAGCUUGAGGAUCCCAACAGCUAUUCCUCUCCAAGAAAUUUAUAUUGUCUCUUCAGACUGAGAGUCAUGCCAAAUCACGAAAUUUGUGGACCGAUGAUUGACGAGCGGCUUCACUGGAACAUUGGAAAUUUGUUCAAAUUUUCCGAAGGUCAGGAGGGGGCUAUACAAUAUUUCUGCCUGCUUCGGUAUCUUUAUUAUGGGUGGACCAAGUAUUGUGCAGAUAUUGCAUGCUUAAAUGUGAUUUGCUGUGACAUAUAAUUGAACAGUUACAUUCUUGAAAAAGAAAUGUAAUACAACAUUCAUUUGUGUACGAGUUUUACUCUUUUUGAGAAUGUUUAUAGAAUCGUGUCCCUUGAA